Messenger RNA from Corythoichthys intestinalis (scribbled pipefish), 3352 nucleotides. RefSeq names its product KIAA0753 ortholog. NCBI's taxonomy places the organism in Eukaryota, Metazoa, Chordata, Actinopteri, Syngnathiformes, Syngnathidae. Gene Ontology annotation, cellular component: centriolar satellite. The transcript has 20 exons. Bases 400 to 3333 code for a protein of 977 amino acids. The record is from RefSeq and is a predicted model, not a curated record. Gene Ontology annotation, biological process: protein localization to centrosome; centriole replication.
AUUAUUAGAUAAAUGAUUUUUUUUGUGUAGCGAGUAAACGCAUUUUUUAACGGCAAAAUAUAUAGUUUUACACUUUUUAUAUUCUUGUACAACAGAGCUUUUCGCUUUCCGUACUUCCUACUUGGCUCAAGCAGCGAUUUGUUGUUGUCAUGGCGGCGACAGUUUAAAUUCACGGAGUACUUUGGACAAUUUAAAUGCAUCACUUUAGAUAUUGUAUAUAACUUUUAAAAUAGUUAUUUUCUCAUAUCUGGUCUGAAGAUAUACAUACAUUUAUGGUUUGAGUUCAUUCUUGUACGUUAUUCUCUAAACAACGGUGAUAGCUAUUUUGAUGCUAAUUGGAGACAACAUGGCAAUCCCUUUCGCUACAAUGAGAGAAUAGGUUUUAAAAAUAGUGGCGCCAUGAGUUCCAUUGAACAACAAACUCAUGGUAAGGAAUGGGUUGUUUUGCCUUCAAACCGAAAGACCCAAAUGGAUGACUGUUCAACAAAUGGGACGUCCCAAAACAAGCUAUUGUUCAAUGAGGCCGUGCCGCCCAGCAUUAAGAACCGUGCCACAGCCGUGGGUCCUCCGGCUGCCAUAGUCAUCGAGAAGCUACUCCCCUUGCCAUCCGACGAACAACAGAAGGAUACAGAUAGUGUGAAAAGCUCGAUCAAUUUUACCAUGAUCUCCGAGGAGAAGCUUCGAGCUGCUGUAGAGCUAGCCAAGAGGGAUUUGCAGCGCCUCCGUUUCCGUGCAAUGUGUGGCGCUGACCCCCCGGAGGACGCCUCCAUGAUAGACGUUAGCAAUGUGACCUUGCCUCGGGGAACGACCAAAUUGAGUGUGAAGGACAAAAUGACGAGACCUGGAUCCAAACAACCAGCGUCCAAGCGGAAUCCAGUUCCUUCCAAGCGAAUUGGUCGUCUGUACACCUCAUCAAGCCCAGCAGCAGGUGUGGACCAGCACUAUCUCUUAAGGCAGGAGGUCUAUAAGCUUCAGAACGAGCUUGAAAGUCUUAAAAAGGGCUUGAAUCCAAAAGUAAACCGGCUUGGACACAAAAAACCAGAGGACGCAACUAAGGAACCACCCGUGGUGUCCAGGAGGCACAUUCCUCGUCCCUCCUCAAAGAUAAUCAACAGGCCAACAGAUGUCCCAGACAACAGACGGGACAUGUUGAUGCUGCAAAAUGAGCUGCUGAAGCACUCAGACAACGCAUUUGCACAGGAUGGAACAUCCAAUUGCGGUGUGGCCUUCACUCCGAAGAAACACACAGAUAACCAAAAUGCUCCUGUUGUUUCCAAGUCAUUUUGUGUGCAAGAUCUGCCUAUAACCGUGGGCCAACAGGAUCACGUAAACCAGGAGAUGCACAAGCUGGACGCAGAGCUGGAAAAUUAUAUUAGGCAAGUGGAAAAACUGUCUGACAGACACACGUUACGUGCUCAAAAUGAGCACAGUGAGGAAGACGAACUGGAACCCAGUGAGCGCCAGAAGCUGGAGCUGCGCUGGCAGAGAGAGUGUAAGCGCGCAGCACGAAGCAUCUACGCUCUUCAACAACAGAUUAAAGAAAUACAGAGGUAUAUAGAGAAGCUACACAACCAGGACAUAUGGGAUGCUAAAAAGUCCACAGCCAUACAGCGUCUUGCAGGUGUCCAUCGUAGCACGCGGAAAGCCUUGCAAGCAAUUACCCGCCAGCUCGCCGAGCAGUAUCACAGCAAGCUCCCGUCACAUUGUGGAAGCCUUAGCCGGCUCCUUUGUCAGCUCACUCUGUGCUCGGCUAGAAUACAAGUGGAUCCGGGCUCGCCCAUGCCCGAGAUGGCGGCUGACAUCCUGCGUAAGCUCGAAAUUUUGGACUGUGCCAUCAGCAAACAUGAGAUACAGCAAGCUUUGCAAAUCCGUGCUUGUCCUCCACAAAGAAAGCAGUCCACUUAUCCCUGUAUGUUGCCCACCACCAGAGCACCAAAGGGAAGCGGCGCAGCUCGUGGACUCCCCAAAAGCGCCAAUCAACCGAGAAGUUACCACGCACGGAGAAUGAUGACAAAUAAGCGGCGUGAACUGGACCGGUCGGCCAGCCUGAAGAGGGCGCCACAGCAACUCAAAAAAUCCCCUAGCAAAAAGGAGCACCAACCUCCAAAAGUGAAGGAUGCGCAUUUCAAGGAGCCAACUGUGUCCUCUCGUCUCCGAGUCAAUCAGCCUCCUCACAGGGAGCCAUCGGUGCCGUGGAUACCGGCGUCAUCGCACUCACUCUCUCCGCCACGCUCUCAUCACAAGGCAACAUCAGAGCCCAGGUGCCUCUCGUCGCCUGUCAAGCCAUCAUCAUCCUCGAGCCUACAAAAACCUUCUGUAGGGUUCAGUGAAGAAGUCCACUUGAGCUCAGAAACUAAUCAACAAGCCCAGAAGGAAGCAUUAAGAGGCGCGUGGUUGGAUAAGACGACCAUGCAGCGACUGGAGGACCUUAACCAGCUAACUCGAGAGGAGGCUCUACGCAUUGAACGACUGAGGGCCGAGGCUGUCUCGCCAACUGAGUGGGCCAAGCAAGCCGAGCAGCAGGCACGAAUGAAAAUCCGCCCUCUUCUGGAUGAGGCCGAGCAUCUUGCCGAAUCUUGGAGCAGGAGCAGGUUGUCGUUGGGGAAUAGGCCGUCAGAGCAGCAUGCAAAGAGGGGUGCUGAGAGAGGCGAGCAGACUAGUGAGAUUCUUCCGGGAGAUCUCCUGGAGGAGGCAGCACAGCACGUUCUGCAAGCCCCCACACUAGAGGGAAUGCUGCAGCGCAUGGAGGAGAUACAGAGAGACCGGGAGGAAGUGAGGAGACGAGUUGCCUCGAUCAACUAUUCAGAAGCUCCUCAGUGGGAGCAAUCAGCAGGCUCUCAGGUCCAGAUUUUGGGCUCAAGGCCAAGUUCUCCACAGCCAAUUCGACUAACCAGACCAGUUCUGAGGCAACCUACGGUCGCUGAUAUUGUUGUUAAAGAACCUGUGGAAAGAGGAAUCCUCUCUGAGACCAGCAGCCUUUUAGAGGAGGCAUCCCGGGAAGAAGGUCUACCGAUAUUCCCUGUUCCACAGGAGGGUGGUGAGGCAACCACGGUCUUGAGUGUACCGGCUGGCAUCCUGGACAGCAUUCGACACUACCAGGAUGACUAUGAGGAAUACCUUCGCCGCUCGGCUCAUGAGCACGGCAGCGGUGAUGUCAACUUCUGGUCCUGCGCAGACAGCCUAGCAGACGAGUUGUUGCAGGAUGCGGUGGCUGACGUGGCGGCUGAGUUCCAGGACGUGAUGGAGGAGUGCGCUGAGGCUGUCUUCACUGCUGAGUUCCUGCAGCUGAUCCACUCACCUCGCAUUGCAUCCUCUUCUUCAGUCAACCAAUAGAUGCCCGUGUGAAGUCUGC